Molecule: messenger RNA, 1077 nt
Organism: Cuscuta europaea
Lineage: Eukaryota; Viridiplantae; Streptophyta; Magnoliopsida; Solanales; Convolvulaceae
Source: the annotation of a GenBank genome assembly
CACAAAGAAAUUGAGAACCGGGCAAUCGCAUCUGAUGAAGACUGAAGUAAUAUCACAGCAAAAUAAUUAUUUAUUAGCAUCUUCAUUUCCGGGUUUUUAUGUUUUAGCCCCUUCUCCUACUACCAUAUAAAGGGCCAUCCAGGACCUGCAAAAGACACCAAUUCGGAGAGGAAUCCCCUUCUUCUCUUUUUUAGCUUUGUUCAUAGUAGUAGUCAUAUAAUAAAAGUGAUUCUUCUGUCAAGAACGCUCUCUGUAAAUUUCAGUUUGUAAUUUUCAUUUCCAGGAUUUUAGUUCUUUAAUUCCAACAAUCAAGUUCAUUUGGGAAGUAUCAGCCAAAAUCAUUAUCAGCUUAAGGAUUUCACUUUCUGUAUUCCAGCUCAUUAUUUAUGCCUUCAGAGAAGCGGCUGCAUCAAACAAAUCUCGGCUCUCUGCUUACUUUGAGGCGCAUUUACAGCUAUCACAAUCAAAUGCUGCAUUAAUGCAGGUCAGACCAUCAUGUAUCUUUGAAUUUGAAAUCUUUGAUGUGAAAGGAAGACCAUAUGUUGUCAAUUUAAGAGAGGGCACUUGUACAUGCCGUGAAUUUGAACUUGAUGGCUUCAUAUGUGUUCAUGUCGUUGCUCCAAUCCGUUCUCGUCCUGGACUUUCUUCUUAUGACUACAUCCCUGAAUAUUAUACUACACAGAAAUGGUUUUCAGCUUACGAGGGCAUCAUUCAUCCCAUUUGUAGUCCCGAUUGUUGGGUUGUUCCCCAUGACAUAUUAGAAGUCAUUUGCAGCCCUCCCUCUUGUUCUAAGAGACCUCCUGGAAGACCCAAAAAGCGACGUAUUCCAUCCACUGAUGAACAUGUGCGUCAACAAAAGUGUACAUGUUGCUCAAUGGUUGGUCACAAUAGAAAGACAUGCCGAAAUCUCAUUUCGCGCACUCGCUCCUAAUGUUGAUUUUUUUUUAAAAUGAUACUUUACAUUUCAGUUUACAAGUGAUAUAGAUGUUAAUAAACUUCUGUGUUUGAAUAUGUUUUUUACUUACGAAUUGCAGUAAUAAAUGCAGUAUUCAUUCUUAUAAAUGUAAUGUCUCUUUA